Solanum tuberosum (potato) is the source of this 1227-nucleotide messenger RNA. RefSeq lists its product as uncharacterized. NCBI's taxonomy places the organism in Eukaryota, Viridiplantae, Streptophyta, Magnoliopsida, Solanales, Solanaceae. The record is from RefSeq and is a predicted model, not a curated record. Bases 1 to 1227 code for a protein of 408 amino acids. The transcript has 4 exons. Gene Ontology annotation, molecular function: zinc ion binding.
AUGCGGGAUAGGAUACUUACAAAAGUACAAGCAACAAUUGGAUUUAUUAGUGGUGUGACUGCCCCCAAGUUGUUUAAUCAUAAACGAAUUCAUACGCCACAAGAUGUAAUUGAAGAUAUUCGAGCAAUAUAUGGGGUUGAAAUAUCAUACCAGCAAGCAUGGCGUGCUAAGGAACGUGCACUGGAAAUGCUAAAGGGUAAACCAUCAGAAGGGUAUAAGCAGAUGUCGAGAUACAAAUGGAUGCUAAAUAAUGUGUAUCCAAAUUCAUAUAUAAGGAUGCAAAAGACGGAAAAUAAUCAAUUCAUGUAUCUUUUCAUAGCAUUGAGGCCAUUGAUAAGAGGGUUCGACUAUUGCAAAUCAAUAGUUGUAGUAGAUGUUGCACAUCUUGGUGGGGCUUACAAAGGUACUUAUGUAUCAGCGAGCACACUCGAUGGUGCAGGUUGCAUAUUGCCGUUGGCAUAUAGUGUUGUAGACACUGAAAAUGACUGUUCGUGGACAUGGUUCUUCGAACAAUUCAAAAAUACAUUUGACGAGCGUGAAAACAUGUGUAUUGUAUCAGAUAGAAAUGAAAGUAUUAUGAAGAGUGCAUACAGAAAGGAAGAUUUUGAUAAAUUAAUGGCUAAGGUGGUGAAAGUUGAUCAUAGGGUGAAGGAUUACCUUGAGGAUGCUGGGUAUAAGAAGUGGUCAAGAGUUCAUUCAAUAGUAAACAAAGGUAGAAUGAUGACUUCGAACAUCGCAAAGUGUAUCAAUGGUUGCCUUGUUGAUGCACGUCGGUUAACUAUAAUAGACUUCUUGGAGGAAGCUAGACUUCUAUUUGGUAGUUGGAACUAUAAAAAUAGAGAAAUAGCGUCCUAUACAAAGGACACAUUGGGCCGAAGAUUUGAGGAGGUAUUGAUUGUAAAUGCAUCUAAAAGUUCAAAGAUGAAGGUUGUUCCAUCGUCUGAAUAUAUUUUUUUAGUUUAUCAAGCCGGAAGAAGAUACAUUGUAUGCCUUGAGCGAAAAUUAUGUACGUGUGGAAGAUUUCAACAUGAUGAGAUACCUUGCGAACACGCAAUUGCAGUUUUGAAGCACAAGAAUGUUACGGAUAUGCAUCCAUUUUGCUCUGAUUACUACAAGCCGGAUGCAUUAGAAAAAACCUACGAGGUUGCAAUGGUUCCAAUGCUAGAUAAAGAGGAUUGGACCGUUUCAGACUAUGUUUUAGAUGAAAUUGUCUUGCCACCUAGGUAG